ACAACACAAGCUCCACAUUUUCCUCCUCUCUUCUUCUUCUUCCUCCGAUCGACGAUUCGCUCUCUCGCUCUCGCUCGAUUUCCGUUUCUUUGAUUAUUGUUGUCGAGUGUAACUGAUCCGCCAUGGAGGUGGAGUUGCCAUGGGGCGCGCGGUGCGCGGCGGCGGCGUUCUUCGUGUCCUCGCUGUGCGUGGCGGCGCUCGGCGUCGUGCUCCUGCUCCUCAGGCGGUGGCCGUGGUGCGGCUGCCAUGUCUGCCGCGCCUACCUGGCCGGGUCGUGGAGGAGGGAGUUCGCCAACCUCGGCGACUGGUACGCCGACCUGCUCCGCCGCUCGCCGACGGGCACCGUCCACGUCCACGUCCUCGGCUGCACCGUCACGGCGAACCCGGCGAACGUGGAGUACAUGCUCAAGACGCGCUUCGACAACUUCCCCAAGGGGAGGCCGUUCGCCGCGCUCCUCGGCGACCUCCUCGGCGACGGCAUCUUCAACGUCGACGGCGACGCGUGGCGCCACCAGCGGAAGAUGGCCAGCCUCGAGCUGGGGAGCGUCGCCGUGAGAUCCUACGCGUACAAGAUCGUCGCCCAGGAGGUGGAGGCCCGCCUCAUGCCGGUGCUCGCCAACGCCGCCGACAGCGGCGCCGUGGUCGACCUGCAGGACGUGUUCCGCCGCUUCGCCUUCGACACCAUCUGCAAGAUCUCCUUCGGCCUCGACCCGGGCUGCCUCGACCGGGAGAUGCCCGUGUCGGAGCUCGCCGACGCGUUCGACGCCGCGUCGCGGCUGUCCGCCAUGCGUGGCGCGGCGGCGUCGCCGUUGCUGUGGAAGAUGAAGCGGUUUCUCAACGUCGGGUCGGAGAGGGAGCUCAAGAAGGCCAUCAAGCUCAUCGACGGGCUCGCGGCGGCGAUGAUCCGGGAGCGCCGGAAGCUUGGCGUCGCGAACAGCCACGACCUCCUGUCCCGGUUCAUGGCCUCCUCCGGCGACGACGCGCGCGGCGCCGCCGACGACAAGUUCCUCCGCGACAUCGUCGUCAGCUUCCUCCUCGCCGGCCGGGACACGGUGUCCUCCGCGCUCACCACUCUGUUCAUGAUCCUGUCCAAGAACCCCGACGUGGCGGCCGCCAUGCGCGCGGAGGCCGGCGCCGCCGCCGGCGAGAGCGCCGCCGUCAGCUACGAGCACCUGAAGCGGCUGAACUACACCCACGCCGUGCUGUACGAGAACAUGCGGCUGUUCCCGCCGGUGCAGUUCGACUCCAAGUUCUGCGCCGCCGCCGACGUGCUCCCCGACGGCACCUACGUCGACGGCGGCGCGCGCGUCAUGUACCACCCCUACGCCAUGGGCCGCAUGCCGCGCAUCUGGGGCGCCGACUGCGACGCGUUCCGGCCGGAGCGGUGGCUCACCGGCGCCGGCGGCGCGUUCGUGCCGGAGAGCCUCUUCAAGUACCCGGUGUUCCAGGCCGGCCUCCGCGUGUGCCUCGGCAAGGAGCUCGCCAUCACCGAGAUGAAGGCGGUCAGCGUCGCCGUCGUGAGGGCAUUCGACGUCGAGGUCGUCGGCGAGAAUGGCCGGUGCGGCGGCGGCGCCGCCGCCGCGCCAAGAUUCGUGCCGGGGCUCACCGCGUCCAUCAGCGGUGGGCUCCCAGUGAAGAUCAGACGCGUUUAGACUUGCACACAGCAUAGUAGACAGACUUCUUUUUCAUUCACUGUAUCAACAAAUUGGAUAAGAAAUUAAAUAGGCAUGUACAUAGAACAAAAAAGGGAGAAAUCAAUAUACCAAAUUUUUCAUCUAUUUUAUGUUCACUAUGUUUCACUUUUCUAUGAAUUUUCUGCAAUUUGAUGUUGAUAGAACUUGAAAUCACAAAUUUGUCAGUCUUGUUACUAUGA
Messenger RNA from Oryza sativa Japonica Group (Japanese rice), 1873 nucleotides. RefSeq names its product cytochrome P450 94C1. NCBI's taxonomy places the organism in Eukaryota, Viridiplantae, Streptophyta, Magnoliopsida, Poales, Poaceae. Gene Ontology annotation, molecular function: heme binding; oxidoreductase activity, acting on paired donors, with incorporation or reduction of molecular oxygen; iron ion binding. The record is from RefSeq and is a predicted model, not a curated record.